Yarrowia lipolytica CLIB122 is the source of this 1932-nucleotide messenger RNA. NCBI's taxonomy places the organism in Eukaryota, Fungi, Ascomycota, Dipodascomycetes, Dipodascales. The record is from RefSeq and is a predicted model, not a curated record.
AUGGCCCCUGUGAGGAGAGUAACUAACGACCGUGAAUCGCGCCGCUCGUGCGAUCACUGUCGCCAUAAAAAAAUCAAGUGCGGACGCACGCUACCCGCGUGCUUACAGUGUCUCACCUACAACAUCCAGUGCACAUAUGGCGAGGGCCGCAAGGACUUUGAGGCGUUACAGAGUAGCACUCCCGCUGCUUCCGCCGGAACGGGCGACUCGGCACUGCUCAGCAAACUCAACCGCCUCGAGUUUCUCAUGGAGAAGAUCAUCUGCGAGCCCGACGAGGACUACUCAUCUGUCAACACCAACUCGUUCCGCGCCACGCUCAUCGAGGAUAAGUACGGCCAGGGUCAUCUCAUUGGCGAGCCCUCGGUUAUGGCUGUGUCGCUCCAGACGCAGCAGUUCUUGCCUGAGGAGCAUAGCACCGGCGAAAACGGCGAGACACCUAAAACGGUGAUCCAGGGCUUCUUUGCCGGCAUCAAAACGUCGUGUCCACUGGAACACAUCCGGCCACUGCUGCCAGCUAAGGAAGACGCUCAUCGGUACGUGGACCAGUUCUUUUCGACCACGUGCUGGCCGUUGAUGGACAAGGAGGAGCUAUUGGUGGCCAUGGAAGAGCUGUACGACGAGAACACGGCGCACGUGUCACGCGAAAAGAUUUGUGCGUUUUUGCUGGUCAUGGGGUUUGGAUUUGAUGGUAUCAGCAGGCUCCAGGGCCGUACCGCGACCUGGUCGACCAAGAUUUACAACGCGGCCUUCUCGCUACUGAGUAACACGACCACCCUGCCUUCCAACCGCAUGUGCAUCGCCGCCCUGCUGCUCAUGUCGUUUCAGUUCCAGUCCUCCGGCAAUUUCACCCAGUCCUAUUCUCUCAUGGGCAAUGCUACGCGGAUGGCUCAGGGGAUUGGGUUGCAUCUAGACGUGGGCGACACACCGCAUCGGCUCGAAAUCAACCGGUGUCUAUUCUGGUGCGUCUACCAGCAGGACACGUACCAGUCGGUCGCCAUGGGCCGUCCGCCGUGUCUGGACGACUCGGACUGCAUGACCGAGCUGCCGUACCAGCGUGUGUACUCGGAUUCGGUCGUAUUUUUCCGUUGCGGUAUUCGGCUGAGCCGGUGCCUGAAAAAGAUUUACAAGAAUCUCUACGGCGUGGCUGGGGCCCGAAAAAGCGCGAUUCAAAAGCGGACCUUCAUUGCCCAGAUGCAGCAGGAGCUGGACCAGGUGUGGUUCGAAGUUCCAUCCCGGUACCGGCCUCCCACGCUUGCUGAAAAGCAGAAUCUGGACAACCUCCGAUCCAAGGGCAAUAUCAACGCUGGAGCUGAGCUGCAUUCGCUCUAUUACAACUGUCUCUGCAUGAUUUACAGCGAAGGAGUUGGUUUCGGCAGCAUUCCUAGCGCCAAUAAUGCUGCUGGCAGCCCGUCGUCAUCGUCGGACGUGAACUCGAGCUCCAACUACGACAAGUGUCUGGAUGCGGCUCGAAAGUACCUGUCGCUGAUGGGCUACCUGACUUCGGGCAUCUCGUCCAUGGCUGAGUCACUCAGUACAUUAUUCCUCAUGAUUGCGUACCCCAUGGUUCCGUAUUUUGUCAUUUUCAUGCAUUUGCGGGCGUUUCCGUCUGAGUCGACGGCUGGCAGCGAUAUGCAGCUUCUGGAGACGCUUGAUUCCUUUGUCAAGAGUCUCAAGGACAUGAGUGAUGGCGCUCGGCGGCUGUACUCGCUCAUCCACCAGUGCGUUGUUGCUGCUCGACACUACACUUCCACUGUCAAGGAGCAAGUGAGUGCAGAUCGGUUCAGUCAGAUUAUGCCCAUUACGCCAUACAUGAGCGGAUAUCCUAUGGGUGUUGGGGGCUGGGAGGAAGGUGAUGCUGCCAGUGACUAUCUGUUCAAGCGGGAUCAGAUGGGAACUGCUAGUUUUGCGUCCACGUUUGGUUUUAAUUCGUGA